Molecule: messenger RNA, 2806 nt
Organism: Aspergillus glaucus CBS 516.65
Lineage: Eukaryota; Fungi; Ascomycota; Eurotiomycetes; Eurotiales; Aspergillaceae
Product: pentatricopeptide repeat protein
Exons: 1
Coding region: 160-2730 (856 amino acids)
Molecular function (GO): protein binding
Source: RefSeq, a predicted model, not a curated record
AUUUGCUGGUCCGGCUUGUUUUGCUUAUUUUUUUUUUUCUGCUACUUAGCGCCCCUCCGCCGUCUGCUUGGAGAGCAGCUUGCCCUGCUCUCGUCAAGCUGCCUCGAGAUUUUUGUUGGACAUGCAUGGUUGACCCAAUGCCACGAUGUCUGCCGCCUCAUGCCUCAUCCCAAUAGAUCUCAAAGCGCGUCGAACCCGCGGGCCCCUUUGUCCCAGGGGCCGAAGCGAAAACUGUUUACUAAGUCCAGUUCGAUGCCUCAACCAGAACCCUCGUCCCACAAUGCCUCGAUCAGAAGAUUCAGUCCCAGACGUCCACGGCCGACAGUUGCUUCAAUAGCAGACGUUUUCGUCAGCUCCCUGGUGAUAGCGAGUUUUUGCCAUGAGCAUUCUCCUCGGGGGAAAAGGAUAUCUACAAUAUGCAUGGGGUCGACGAAUAGUGUACCAAGGUGGCAUGGCUGGAGUGUGGCUGGCAAGAGGCAAUUGUCGCCAUCGUCAUCGUCAAGGAAAUAUCUGAACUGUCUAAGAUCACCGGUAGAGAGACUGGGAGUACAUUGUUCAAGAACGCAGCGGAUGUUCAGCAGUGGGGUUGCGCAGAGUGUAAAGGAUUGGGGCCACGAUGAGGAUAGCUCGAGAAAACGGCCAGCGGAGCAAGAUCCUUCACUUGGGGAGAGUCAUGAGGAAGCAGAGUGGGACCGGGAGAAAGACUUGAAUGACAGUCCACCACAUCAGCCGCCAGAUCGACCUGAUCAGGAUUCAACCGAUACGCCAACCUCCUCGAAUGAACAAAAUAGCACACUUCCCGAUGAAAGUACCACCUCACUCGAUUCUGGGUCGGAUUCAUCGACUUCGAAUAUAUCGAUCCAUCCAAUCAAACCCCGCACUCGAAGGUUGACUCCAGCGGCAGAAAAAUACACGGCUACUUCGGAACUAUACCAUGCAGCUUUCGGGGAAAGUCUGAACUGGGAAGAGGCAGUCGACACUGUGUCUCGAGAUAAUACGGUUAACCCGCGGAAAAUUCGGCGUUUAAAGAUCCUCAAGCGUUGGAGGAAUAUGCAUAGAAAUACAAGUAAACGGAGUCGCGUUGGUAUUCCAUCAGUGAGAGAUCUGGCUACGGCACUCUGGCAGGAGGAGAAAUCGAACCAGUAUAUCUUUCGACUCUACAGGGAUGUCCCCUCUCCUGGUGUGUCCUACUUCUCAAAACGGACACGCGGUGAGCUUUUACGACGUUUUUCAAGACCCCCAGAACGCCGCUGGGUUGAUGCUCGCCGUUAUCUUGCGUUGGUGGAAGAUAUGAUCUCAUCCGGCCUCCCUAUGUCCCGUUCCCUAUGGACUUCUGCUAUUCACCUGGCUGGCCGUGCAGCCGGUAGAGUGAAGAAGCAUGACCUGAUAAGAGCGAUUGGGGUAUGGCAGCAAAUGGAGCAUGUGGCUGGCAUCAAAUCAGAUCAUGUUGCCUUCAACACAUUAUUCGACGUUUCUAUCAAAGCUGGCCAAUUUACUGUGGCGGAUCGGUUAGUAGCGGAAAUGAGAAAGCGUGGUCUUGGUUUUGACCGCUGUGGGAAGGUCACCAUGAUCUACUACCAUGGGUUGCGGCAAGACUUCGAGGGCAUUCGCCGUACUUACAACGAAUUUGUGGAUAGCGGAGAAUUCGUGGACACUAUGGUUCUCAACUGUCUGUUGGCCUCCUUCAUCCGAGCCGGGCAGGUAAAGACUGCAGAACUAUUGUAUCUUCGCAUGAUGCAAGCGCAGGCGACUACGCAGAAGCAUCUCGUCGAUGGGAAAAACCAUCAUUCACCGACGUUGUCUUCGGAGUUCAACAUUUACCGCAAAAGAGCUCAGAAAUUAACUCGUCUCCUCAAGUUUUCUAUGCUACUAAAAAUCAAGCUCCCCGAACAUUAUGAUGCGCUCCAGGACGCAUUACCCAUGACUCCAGAUACACGCACUUUCCACGUCUUCCUCAAAUUUCACGCCCACGAGUCGGGUGAUUUGCCAGGCUUCAUGUCGGUCCUGGCAGACAUGGAGAACACAUUCGCAGUUCCUCCUCGCGGCAUGAUAUACCUGUUGCUUUUCGAAGGCUUUGCGCAACACGGGCGCCGAAGAAAGGCUUGGUCCGCUGAACGGUUGCAGGAGGCAUGGAGAGCUUUCCUUCGUGCUCUUCAUGAGUCCAAGCACAGAAUGGAAGAGCGCUUUCUUCCACAAACACGAAAUAUUGUCUGGGAGAACCCACUCGCAAGCACGGCUGCAGCCACGGCAUUGAAGCCGAAGCGUCCAACAGAUGACGGAUCAAGUGGGUUUUAUACAGCACUACCAUCGGCCACCCUAAGUGCAAAUGUUGAGUCUGAAGGAGGCCAAACCCAAAACUCGGAGCCGCAGAUAGAAGAGAACCCAGGCGAAGAGGAAGACGACGAGCUUGGUACGACUAGCGACAGCUUUGAAGAUAUCGAGGUAGACGUGGAUGAGCUUUUCGGCACUCCAACCCGCGUCCAACAGGAGCCCCAACAAGAUGAACUGGAGGAGCUAGAACGCCGGAUCGAAAACGGUGUAUUCCUCGGCCGUCGGAUGAACAUCGCAAUUCUCCGCGCCUUUGGCACCUGUUGCGGUCCUGACGAAGUCAUGGACGUUUGGAUGAAGCUUGAGCGUAUUUGGCAACCCGAGAAGCGCAAGAUGCAGGAUGUGAUUGUGGUGAGGGAAGAACUGGAGAGGCAAUUGAAUCGAAUCGGGGGCGUGCACUGAGGGGUCUUCAACUCUUUGUAUAUUACGAUAGACCUGUGUUAUAUAUACCCUUUGGUAAAAAUGAUGUUCUACGAGU